GACAUUACAUUUCUGUGGAUACAUCUUACGAGGGUGAGAAAGCAGUGCUGUCCAGCCCUGAGCUGUACUCUGAGGAGUGGAGCUGCAUCAGACUGAUUUAUCAGAUAGCAACGACUUCAGAGCCUUCGCCUGAUCCCGCCAGGCUCAACCUGUACCUGAGGCAGGAAGGAGAGAGCUUUGAUCGUUUGCUGUGGUCAGCCAAGGAGCCCUCAGACAGCUGGCUUAUAGCUAGCUUAGAUUUAAUGAACAGCACAAAGAAGUACAAGCUCAUACUGGAAGGUGAAAUGGGACAAGAUAAAUCCGCCAGUAUAGCAGUUUUUGAAAUUAAAAUAACUCCUGGGUAUUGUAUUGAAUGUGACUUUGAAGAAAAUCAUCUUUGUGGCUUUGUGAACCGCUGGAACCCCAAUGUCAACUGGUUUGUUGGUGGAGGGAACAUUCGCAAUUCUCAAUCUAUCCUGCCCAAAGACCACACACUUAAUAGUGAACUGGGUCACUACAUGUAUGUGGACUCUGUUUACGUCAAACAUUUUCAGGAAGUGGCCCAGCUAAUCUCACCAAAGACCACGGCCCCAAUGUCUGGCUGCUUAUCUUUUUAUUAUCAACUUAAGCAGGAGAGUAGCAUCGUUUUUACCGUUUACUUGAGAGACACUAGUGGCUUUUAUGAGGAGAUCUGGAAAACAGAGAGUGCACUGAGUGCGGACUGGGCGCUAGCAGAAGUUGACUUCAAUGCACCGUACCCCAUGGAGGUAAUAUUUGAAGUUGCUUUCAAUAGCGCCAAGGGAGGUUACGUUGCCCUUGAUGACAUUUCUUUCUCUCCGGUUUACUGCAGCAAUCAGACAGGAACUCCUUUCAAUCCUGCUGAGGCAGGCUGCAAUUUUGAGGAAGAUCUGUGUAAUUUUUACCAGGAUCACAAAGAUGGCCCAGGAUGGAGCAGAGUGAAAGUGAAGCGUAAUGUGUAUAGAGCGGGAGAUCACACUACUGGGUUUGGUUAUUACUUGUUGGCGAACACAAAGUUUACAUCACAGCCUGGGUACAUUGGACGUCUGUAUGGCCCAACCCUGCCAGGAAACUUGCAGUUUUGUCUGCGUUUUUUUUAUGCCUUAUAUGGGUUUUUCCAAAUGAGUGGUACUCUUGCUGUUUAUAUCUUUGAGGAGAAUCAUGUCGUUCAAGAAAAAAUCUGGUCCGUCUUGGACUCUCCAAAGGGAGUUUGGACUCAAGCUGAAAUCUCCUUCAAAAAGCCUAUGCCUUGCAAGGUUGUCUUUGUCAGCUGGUGUAAAAGCUUCUGGGACUGUGGACUUGUUGCACUGGAUGAUGUGUCAUUGAGCCUGGGGACCUGCCAGGCUGCUGAUGUAUUGCCGCCCAAUCCUGGAGAGUGUACUUUUGAAAAAGAUGAGUGUGUGUUUACCCAGAAGAAGAGAGGUCGUGGGAGUUGGCACAGGAGGAGGGGUCCAACUCCCACGUCUUACACUGGGCCGAAAGGAGACCACACUACCGGGGUAGGAUACUACAUGUAUAUAGAGGCAUCCAAUAUGGUCUAUGGGCAGAGAGCAUACCUAGUUUCAAGAUCACUAAGAGGAUCCUCUGGAAAACAGUGCUUGACAUUUUUCUAUCACAUGUAUGGAGCCGGGACUGGAUUAUUAAGUGUUUAUCUAAAAAAGGAAGGUGAUGAUGAAGAGAUUCCUUUGUGGCGGAGGACGGGGGAACAAAGCAUCUCAUGGCUAAGGGGACUGAUAGAAUAUGAAAGUGAUAGAAACUACCAGAUUAUUUUUGAGGCAAUCCGCGGUGUAUCAAUGAGAAGUGACACUGCUAUUGACGAUAUUCUGUUCCAGGCAGGACCCUGUUUGGAAGUGGAAGAAAUUCAAUUCUCAUCAGGCUAUCCUGACAGCUUAAACGAAAUUGAGUAUUAAAUACAGUCUGCUGAAAGGAAUGAAGUGCAUAGAAGAUUUGUAUGUGAGAAACUGCACAAACUGUCUGUUUUAAAAUACGUUUUAAGGAAAUACUGGACUGGUUUGAAUAUGCACCAAUGUAUAGGAAGAACUCAGAGCACUCAUGUUCCUUGCCUUUGCAAUGAAAUUAUUGACUCAGGGCUUCUUAGACUGUUUUUUUAUAUAUUUUUUCUCUUUUGCAUGAGGUAUCAGUUAUUAUAUAAAGGCUUCCCAUUUUGCACAGAUCAUUCUUUUUAAUGCCUUUUUUAAAAUAAAAAACAAACCCGACCUUUCUGGUAUAUAGGUAAAAAGAGGAAAGUAAAGGUGCACAAUUAAAAUCCAAUAUUGUGUUAUCUUAAAUCUGCAUUCAGUGAAUGUUUUGUGUUGGGUACAGAAUGGAUUUUUGUUAAGGAAAUUAUAAAUAUUUUGAAAUAAUAAAGAAAAUAGUAUUAGCUACUAGUAA
Messenger RNA from Charadrius vociferus (killdeer), 2388 nucleotides. It is a transcript of the gene MAMDC2, whose product is annotated as MAM domain containing 2. NCBI's taxonomy places the organism in Eukaryota, Metazoa, Chordata, Aves, Charadriiformes, Charadriidae. The transcript is spliced from 12 exons. The record is from RefSeq and is a predicted model, not a curated record. Gene Ontology annotation, cellular component: membrane. The annotation marks the transcript as partial.